UGUCAAGAAACUGUCCACAUAAUUGACAUUCACUUUUCUCACUUUUAAUCUCCCCUCCUCUCUGAGAGUUUCCUGUCUAUCGCAACGCGUUAUACAACGCAUGGACCAUAUACUUAGCUAAACACGCCACCAUGUCCAAAGCGAGAUUAUCAGCCAUUGCUGCAGCGAGCGCUGCAGCAGGCGCUGGCGUCGCCCUUUGGUACACGCACAAACCCGCGAAACCACCUCAUCCCGAACACCCUCCCCUCGAAAUCAUCCCUCCAUCUCCUCCGGAUACUAUCCCUGUCAUCGGCACCCGAUCCCUCCCCGUGCAGCGUCCUGGUCCCGCGAUCAGUGCAAAGGCACUGGGUCUCAGCCCCGUCGAUCCCAAAGGCAUUCUCAAGUACGGCUCUCCCGGUCCCGUUGCCGAUGAAUUGAGCUCGCUGCCGCUGUAUGGCGCCUACGACCGCCGGACCAGGAAUCCCUCGUGGGUUGCUGAGCAUAUCACGCCAGAGUCGAUAUCCCAAGCCAGCGCAGAUCGCAAAAACGUCUUUCGGGCAGAUAAAUCCAUCCCCGUGGCGUUUCGUGCCGAUCCGCGCGAUUAUUCCAACUCUGGGUACGACCGUGGUCACCAGGUGCCGGCCGAGGAUGCAAAAUGGUCGCAAGACGCCAUCGAUGAGACCUUCCAAAUGAGUAAUAUGUGUCCACAGGUGGGAGUGUGGUUCAAUCGACACUACUGGGCCUACUUUGAGGACUUUUGCCGCAGGCUGACCCAGCGAUAUCCGUCUGUGCGGGUGGUGACUGGGCCUCUGUAUCUGCCGGAAAAGGACGAGGAUGGGAAAUGGCGAGUGAAAUAUGAGGUUAUUGGGAAUCCCCCCAAUGUGGCCGUUCCCACUCACUUCUACAAAGUCAUAUACGGCGAGGAAGAAGAUACAGAUGACACGACAGGCAAGGUGGCUGUUGCGGCAUUUGUCCUUCCCAACACCCGCAUCCCAACUGAGAAACGGCUGGCUGAAUUCGAAUAUAAUAUUGCCGACCUGGAGCGAGCAAGAGGACUUGAGUUUGUGAAAAACCUGGACCAUUCGCGUCGGCGACGUCUUUGUGAGGAGGUCGAGUGUGAUCAUCGAGUGAAGGAUUUCAAAAAGGCAGUAGAAAUCGUUGAGGAGGAAUAGUGCAGGACUUGAGUAUAGCUAUAUGUUCAAGUAUCGUGUAUACUAUCCUUAAACCCUU
This is a messenger RNA of Aspergillus wentii DTO 134E9, 1209 nucleotides long. RefSeq names its product DNA/RNA non-specific endonuclease. The coding region runs from base 132 to 1151 and encodes 339 amino acids. Gene Ontology annotation, biological process: apoptotic DNA fragmentation. The record is from RefSeq and is a predicted model, not a curated record. NCBI's taxonomy places the organism in Eukaryota, Fungi, Ascomycota, Eurotiomycetes, Eurotiales, Aspergillaceae. Gene Ontology annotation, molecular function: metal ion binding; nucleic acid binding; single-stranded DNA endonuclease activity. Gene Ontology annotation, cellular component: mitochondrial inner membrane; nucleus. The transcript has 2 exons.